Rubroshorea leprosula is the source of this 581-nucleotide messenger RNA. The record is from the annotation of a GenBank genome assembly. NCBI's taxonomy places the organism in Eukaryota, Viridiplantae, Streptophyta, Magnoliopsida, Malvales, Dipterocarpaceae.
AUCUCUACCCCGCCGCUUCUCUUCUCUUCUCUUCUCUUCUCUACCAGAGCCAAAACAGCGUCUCCUGAGUUAGGGGUUCUCCUGCGUCUGCUCCGAUGGGUAAGGGAACUGGGAGUUUUGGUAAGAGGAGGAACAAGACCCACACUCUCUGUGUCAGGUGUGGCCGCCGCAGCUUCCACCUCCAGAAGAGCCGAUGCGCUGCCUGUGCUUUCCCUGCUGCCCGCAAGAGGAAAUAUAACUGGAGUGUGAAGGCUAUCCGCAGAAAGACUACUGGAACUGGUAGGAUGAGGUAUCUCCGCCACGUCCCUCGCAGGUUCAAGACUGGCUUCAGAGAAGGUACUGAAGCAGCACCAAGGAAGAUGGCUGCACCAGCUUCUGCUUAGGGUGUUUGAGAAGAAGUCUGCAUUAGGAGAAAGUUCUAUGAGAAGAUUGCUUGAUCAAUGUCAUUUCCAUUUGAUGCUCAGUGGAUUUUUGUUUCCUAGUUAUGUAGUUGCUUCAAAUUUUGGACAAGGAUUUAUGCGUAUAUUGUUGCUUGACAUUUUAAUUAAUUUUAUGGUUGAAGUUAAAAGAUUUCUGUGCCU